Nerophis lumbriciformis (worm pipefish) is the source of this 1769-nucleotide messenger RNA. The record is from RefSeq and is a predicted model, not a curated record. Lineage: Eukaryota; Metazoa; Chordata; Actinopteri; Syngnathiformes; Syngnathidae.
GCCAAGCAAAAAGAGGAAGACCGCAUGCUAUGGUUGUUCGGAGAUUCUUCGAAUUCACGAUCUUAAAGUCAUAUGAUUCACAGCAAAUAUAGCAACAAAUAUCUCAAUUGGUAUUUUCCAAAGCCACGAAACGUGCAUUGAGUUUGGAGCGAUAUGUGAAGUGAAGAUUGAAGACGUGAUAGAAGAUGGACGACUACUGCUAUGCUAAGAUGGCGACGUCAUGUAAAAGAGAAAGUGAAAGAGAAUCAACUUCCAGCAAAUCAACAACGGAGGAAAAGACGAAAGAUGAAGACGUCCAGCAGAUGAUUAGUCCUUCAGAUGAACAUGGGGGCUCCACUUUGAAGCAAGAGUCUCCAUGGCCCCCCCACAUUAAAGAGGAGGAGGAGGAGGAGGAGGAAUUGAGGAUAACGGAGAAAGCUGAUCUCACCAAGUUGCCACUGACUGUUGUCUCUGUGAAGACUGAAGAUGAUGAAGAGAAACCACAAUUCAACAACCUCAUAGCUCCACUGUCAGAUAGUGAGGCUGAAGACGAGGUUGAAGAACAUUUGAGCAGCGACACAGACUGUGAAGGUGAUGUGAGGACUAAGAAAAACUUGGGAAGCUCUAAAAAGAAGUGUGGUACAAAAUGUUUCAGCUGCUCAGUUUGUGGUAAAAGCUUUACUCAAAAGAACACUUUGACUGUUCACAUGAGAAGUCACACAGGAGAAUACCCAUUUGGUUGUUCAGUUUGUGGUAAAGGAUUGAGUCGUAAAAUUGAUUUGACUCGACACAUGAGGGGACACACAGGAGAGAAACCAUUUACAUGUUCAGUUUGUGGUAAAAAUAUUUCUCAAAAGGCCGACUUGGCAGUACACAUGAGAACACACACAGGAGAGAAACCAUUUAAAUGUUCAAUUUGUGAUCAAACGUUUUCCCAAAGUGCCCAUUUAACUGUGCACACGAGAACACACACAGGAGAAAAACCGUUUAUGUGUUCAGUUUGUGGUGAAAGAUGUUCUCUUAGGAGCAGUUUGACAGCACACAUGAGAACACACACAGGAGAAAAACCAUUUGAUUGUAAUGUUUGUGGUAAAAACUUUACCCGUAAACAACAUUUGACUGCACACACAUACACACACACGGGGGAAAAAACAUGUAAUUGCUCAGUUUGUGGGAAAACUUUUUCUCGCAAGGAAAGAUUGACCGGACACAUGAGAACGCACACUGGAGAAAAACCAUUUAAAUGUUUAAUUUGUGGGAAAAGCUUUUCUCUCAAGACUCAUCUCACAGGGCACUUGAGAAGACACACCGGAGAAAAACCCUUUAUUUGUUCAGUUUGUGGCAAAAGCUUUUUUUCCAGGCGAGGUAUGAGCCAACACACAUUGAAACACACAAUUGACAAAAACAUGUAAGUGUUUCACACAUUGUAUAAGAAAGAUGCGAGACAAUAACAAAUACCGUAUUUUCCGCACUAUUAGCCGCACCUAAAAACCACAAAUUUACUCAAAAGCUGACAGUGCGGCUUAUAACCCGGUGCGCUUUAUAUAUGGAUUAAUAUUAAGAUUCAUUUUCAUAAAGUUUCGGUCUCGCAACUACGGUAAACAGCCGCCAUCUUUUUUCCCCGUAGAAGAGGAAGUGCUUCUUCUUCUACGCAAGCAACCGCCAAGGUAAGCACCCGCCCCCAUAGAACAGGAAGCGCUUCUUCUUCUACUGUAAGCAACCACCCGCCCGCGUAGAAGAAAAAGAAGGGCGCGGAUAUUAUGUUUCAUUUCCUUUGUGUGUUUACAUCU